This is a messenger RNA of Oppiella nova, 894 nucleotides long. The record is from the annotation of a GenBank genome assembly. NCBI's taxonomy places the organism in Eukaryota, Metazoa, Arthropoda, Arachnida, Sarcoptiformes, Oppiidae.
GUGACUUUUGAAAGUGUAUAAAAUAAAAUUCAAAUUUGUUUAGUUAGCCGAGUUAAUAACUAUUAAUAGAAUGUAUGCUUAAACUUCAAUUUUAUAAUGUGUGAAAAACCACAAAAGUUUUGCCGCAUUUGCGGCGACUUAGCAACUGGCUAUCAUUUCGAUGGUUUGAGUUGCAAUUCUUGUAAAUCAUUCUUCCGGAGAAGUGCUUUCUUGAAGACUACAUUCACCUGUCAUUUGGCCGAGCAGAAACAGCAGAGAAUAUGUAUUAUUGAAAAGAACCGGAAACUCAAGAAUCCGGAGAAAUCCAAUUCCACACAAACUAAUGCUAAUUCAGUGGUAGCUUUGCCAUCACCUCCGCUGUCUAUGACUAGCUAUUCAGACAUCUUGGGACAAACAUGUGAUGACCAGAUCAUCAAUAUUAUUGAUGACACAGUAAAUGCUAAUUUAAACGACAAUCAAAUUAAUAGUAACUCAAAUGUCCUAAAUUUAUGUAACAAUUCCUACGGCAGUGAUGAGUCGGACCUAUUGGUCGUACCAAUCAGUAGUCCGAUCACUGAUUACAGCAAUCAGUUCAAUGAAUUAGAGGGCAAUAAAUUGAGUGAAUUAUUGGAUGCUCUAAAAGUAUUGCAAAUAUCGGACGUUUCCACUGAUUAUUCAAUAGUUAAUAAUUGUGUCGACGCCCUGAAUAUAAUUAUCGGCAAAAUUGAUGACAAAAUUGCAAAUGUAGUCAAAAUGUCUAAACGUUUGGACGGAUUUAAUAAUAUGUGCGAAAACGAUCAGAUGGUUGUCAUUAAGCACUCGGCCUUUGAAAUCGAUAUCUUAAGGAUGAUAUUGAGGUUUAAUUUUGAAGACCAGUAUUUUAUUGUCAAUGAGGUUAUUGCUAUCGAAAUAUGA